UAGGCCAUUUUAUUUUUGUGAAAAUGUUCCCUGGGUUCUUGAAAAAGAAAAUCAAAGAGAAAAAGAAGGGAGUAAUAUAUGGCAACGUUGAAGGACCAUAUCGCAAUGAAGAACCGGAAUAUCUAAAGCUGGUCGAAAUUUACAGAGGGGAUAUUCGACUUCGUUUGAUUCCGAAACAAAUUUUACACUUGCUGUUUUUAAUCGGUGAAAGCGAAAAAGAAAAAAUAAGAAAAAUUGGAGAUAUUGAUCCAGCACUUGCAACAGACCAGCUUCUGGAUUGUAUAAAGUCUUCAUCAGAUCCAGGUCGAUGGCGCGAGUUCCUAAAUGCUCUUGAGAAAUCCAAGUUUAUUAGUCUCCUGAAGAAAAUAAGACGCCGAGAUGUUGACGAUGACACGGAACAAAGAAAUUACGUAUCAGUAAUGAUGCCGCAGCUUCGAGAAAUGAUUAAUCCUCGAGAAAUAAUGGCACAUCUUUUGUACCAUGAUCUCUUGAUAUCGGACGACAAGGAAGAAAUAGAAUGCGUGAUGAACAACAAAGGAGCCAUUGAAGCUUCGGAAAUGUUACUGGAACGAGUGUCUGGAAAACAUCCGAAUUGGUAUCCAGUACUUACAAAACUGUUUAUGAAGCAUGGACACACGGGCGCUGGGAAUAUGCUCUUGGAUGGUUUGUGCAAAGAAAAUACACCUUUGGGAAGGUUUCUACCUCGUUCUGAGUCCGACUCAGAGUUAUUGCGAACCGAUUACAAAUCAACAACAGCAGAAAAAGGAACCAAGAAACGACAUGCAACACAUUCAGAAAACGAUUAUACUGAUAAUGAAUUGCGAACAUGUACUGAUGAAUGGGAUGAUGAACGGAUAUACGCGGAUAUUGGAGAAGGUGAUCUUGAUAGUCUAGAUGCCAACAGAUAUUGUUAUAAACGUGGGCUUAAAGAUGAAGGCAUUAACAAAUCAUCGUCAGACAGAUACGUAACAACGAAACCACCAGUGAAAAUGCGCAAUGAGGUAGAAGCAAGAGUUCAUUUCAGUGGUGGAGCAACCUUUUCAGAGGAAGGUAACCAAUAUACCUCCGAGUUUAAAGCUGCCGAAGCCUACCAAUAUGCAUAUGGCUUUUAUGAUGAUACAGCCAAUGAAGAUGAUAAGAGCAAACGAACACAGAUAUACAGCCUGAUAUCACCUACGCCGCCAUUGCUCCCACCCCGUGGGACUACAGGGACAAGGCCGGAUCUGGUGUCCAAUACCUUUCCAGAUGACGAUGAUGAAAUUUAUGAAGGGUUCGACUAUGUGCAAGUUGUAAAAGAAUACGAUCCGAAAUAUAGCGGCCAGCACUCCUUGAAAGUCGGAGAUGUGUAUCGCAUUCAAAACCCUCUACUAGAUGGAGAUGACGACGGCUUCUAUCGUUCGAUUGAGGGCAAGUUAAUUCCAAAAGACAAUGUGAAAAUCUUUCAAAAGAAACCAAUACCAACGCCGAAAAAGAGGACUAUUUUCCCUCAUGAAGAUACCGGUUACACACAAAUUCCCAAACCCGAUAAACAGUUGCCUCCAUCAGAAAAAUCACAACAAAACGAUACUGGUAAAACGUCCGACAGGGAACUGCUGAUGAAUCUAUUAGAAGCGAAUAGGAAGAUAUUGGAAUCCCAAGAUGAGAUCAAGUCUUCACUUGCAGAACAUCAGAAAAUACUGAAUGUGGUGUGUGAAACACCUGUUUACCAGGAGUAUUACAAUUCAACACAGACAGGGGGAUGUCAGCUACCGCAAACAGAAGAUGUCUACGAAAUGUGCAAAGACGAAAACGAUGAACUGUAUUCACAAGCUGAACCAGAUGUUCCAGCCCUCGAUGACGGCGGAGAGGAAUCCGAUCAUUAUGUCGAAGCAGACGCAGAUGGAAACUUGACCAUCAAGACAAUGAGUAAUUUCAAAAACAUCAGGCUAUAAAGUGGACAUUUUCAAAACGAAGAGUGUUUGACGCGAACAUCGCGAAUUAUUAGGAAUUUUAGUAUGUUUGUCAUAUUUUACCAGUUCAAUUAUUUAAUAACUAUACUUAUAAGGUAUUUUGACUUCUGAUUUUACUCCUAAUUUUGAAUCCUGAUUAACUCCUGAAAUUUGUCCGCUGAUACAGUAGUCCGUGCUUUACGAUUUGUUAUUGUCUGCUGCAGAAUAUAUAGAUAUGCCAUAGCAAUAAUGUGUCAGAGUUUUCAGCAGUAAGGCCUCUUUUGGGAUUUCAUAAUAUUUAGAAACUGUCUAUUAGUUAA
Molecule: messenger RNA, 2248 nt
Organism: Mya arenaria
Lineage: Eukaryota; Metazoa; Mollusca; Bivalvia; Myida; Myidae
Exons: 21
Coding region: 24-1931 (635 amino acids)
Source: RefSeq, a predicted model, not a curated record